AUGGGUCUGGCGGAUCUCUGCGUGGACGUGGUCCUAGAGUUCCUGCGCUAUCUCAGUCUGGAGGAAUUGUUGUCGCUGAGGAUGGUUUGCCGUUAUCUGAAUGAGGUUAUCGUGGUGAACCUUCUCUAUAUCACUACAGUGGACAAGCGCAUCAGCAAUCGUCUGUUGUCCCGGAUUCUACUUGAAUAUAUGAACCAGGAUACAGCACUCAAGUCCCAGGUUACUAAGAUCCGAGACUACAUGAGAACAUGUGCAAGUGAGCAUGAUCGCAAGAAAUGCACCAUGGGCCGUUGCUUGAGAGCCAUCAGCGUCGCCCUGACCACGUAUAACGGUCGAGAGUGGGUGCUCCAGAACUACAGGACCGCCGUGAUGUCUUGGAUAGAAUCCUGGGACAAAGACAACAACUGCAUUCCCUUCCUUCUGGCAGCUUGGAUGGGCUUACAGAGUAUUGUUAUAUCGGCCCUGGAUCAGGGCAUACAUGCCAAUACAAGCCAUCCUUUUCUCGGGGCCGCCUUGCACGCUGCAGCGUACAACAACGACACCGUCCUAGCCAAAGAGCUCAUCUUACGCGGCGUCAAUAGGAGAAAACGGGAUGGCGCCUUCGGAGACACAUUCCAGCUUGCAGCCUACAGAGGGUCUGAUCAGUUCAUCCACACGAUGUUGAUGGCUGAUCCGGGUUUGCGAGUCCAGAUUUCUCAGACUACGUCUACCUAUGGUCCAUUCGGAAGUGCGUUCAAUGCAGCAGCUGCAGCAGGACAUGAUCGAGUGGUGAGGAUGCUCUUGGCGCACAAGGCCAAGCCAAAUAUCCUUGCUCCUAUGCAGAGGACCGCAAUGUUCCUGGCUGCAAGAAGUGGUAGAGCAGAUGUAGUCGAGUUGUUGCUCCAAUCCGGGCUGAUUGAUCCCAGUGUCCCUGACUGUCAUGAUAUAUCGCCUUUGUUAGCUGCCAUCCAGGGAGGCCACGAGUCAGUCGUUCGUCUCCUUCUCCAGAUCAGCAAAGUCAAGCUGAAUGACACCGGACGCAAUGGCAACAUCCCCGCACCACUGAUGGUCGCUGCUAGCCAGGGCAAAGCCCGUAUUGUCCGAAUGCUCUUGAAGCGCCCUGAUAUCGACGUCAAUCGCUAUGCACAAGGGCUCCCUCCAAUCUUCGCAGCAGCAGACAACAACCACGCAGAUGUAGUGAGCUUACUGCAAUGCAGACGUGACAUUUCCCUUUUCACCCCGGACCAGUCUCAAUACCUCCUGAAUAUAGCAGUCUCCCACGGCCAGACAGACAUAGUCAGAACACUGCUAAACAACGGACAUCACAUCGAUCCACACAUCCUAGACAGCAACGGCCAAGCAUCCCUCCACAUAGCAGUCACCAAGAAUCGCAUAGACAUCCUAAACCUCCUCCUCACCUACCCCUUCACGGACCCCAAUCACACAGACACCCAAGGCCGCACGCCUCUCAUGCUCGCCGUCCUGCACAACAACCACCACAUCAUCCACCUACUCAUGCAAGACACCCGAACCCGCUACGACAUCACCGACAGCAGCAACACAACACUGCUAAUGCAGGCCAUCAUCAAGAACAACGACACCGUCUUCCAUACCGCCCUCAACCACAGCACCGACCACCACCUCAACACCCAAAACACCACCGGCGCAACAGCCCUCCACCUCGCCUGCAUCACCAACACCACUUUCGCCCUCGAAUCCCUCCUCUCCAUCACCACCAUAAACCCCAACCUGCAAAACACCCAAGGCCUCACCCCCCUCCACUGCGCCAUCCUCCACAAAUCCACCCAAGCCAUCAUCUGGCUCCUCGAAACCCCAACCAUCUCCCCCCAACUCCCAGAUCACAAGGGCACAACACCCUUAUGUCUUGCCAUCGUACAGAACAAGCUCAUCGCCGCAGACCUUCUCCUCUCCCAUCCCUUCGUGGACAUAAACCACCCAUCCCCAUCCCCGUCACCCGAGAACCAAUACACCCCCCUAAUCCUCACUACGAUAACCAACAACCUUCCCCUAAUGCACCACCUCCUCCACCACCCAGACAUAAACCCCAACCUCCCCGACGCCAACGGCGACACACCUCUCGCCCACGCCGCGAAGCACGGCCACAUAGCCAUAGCGAAAGCCCUCCUCGCACACCCAGCCACAAACCCGCACUUACGACCCCAGAUAGCUGGGGGGACAGUGGGUGCACCGCCGCUUGUCCACGCAGCGGAGAACAACCAUCUGGAGAUGGUGCGACUUCUUCUCUUAAGCGGGGUGUAUCCCGAUGUGCCGGACCGGUAUCUCCGCACGCCGUUGAUCGCUGCAGCGGAACGGGGCCAUACGGAGGUAGCGAGGGAGUUGUUCCGGCUUGGGGGUGGGGAUGUGGAUGUUGAGCAUAUGGAUGUGAGGAGGAUGACGGCGUUGAGGGUUGCGGCGAGGAAUGGACAUGAGGGGGUGGUGAGGUUGCUGGUGAUGGAGGUCGGGGUGAAGGUGGAUUUGGGGAGGAGGUCCGGGGUUAAGUUGGUGGAGGAGGUGAAGGGGUUGGGGUUUGGGGGGGUGGUGAGGUUGUUAGAGUCUGGCGGUGGGAGUGGGAAUGGAAAUGGACACGGGGGGAUGUACGGGUUCUUUUAA
Messenger RNA from Aspergillus luchuensis, 2610 nucleotides. RefSeq names its product ankyrin repeat domain-containing protein. The coding region runs from base 1 to 2610 and encodes 869 amino acids. The transcript has 2 exons. Gene Ontology annotation, molecular function: protein binding. The record is from RefSeq and is a predicted model, not a curated record. NCBI's taxonomy places the organism in Eukaryota, Fungi, Ascomycota, Eurotiomycetes, Eurotiales, Aspergillaceae.